CCGCACCCUUGCAAAGGCUCUCAGUGCUUUCUCCCUUCAGGCAGAAGGAGCCUUGAUGUUGGAGGAGACACUGACAGGCUCAGAUUUUGUUUUUCUGUCGGGUCGCCCUCCCGGCGCGUCCCAUCUUUUCUGAGACGGAAAUGGCCAACGCGGGCCUGCAGCUGCUGGGCUUUUCGAUGGCCGUGCUUGGCUGGGUGGGCCUGAUAGUGAGCACUGCCAUUCCGCAGUGGAGGAUGAGCUCGUAUGUGGGCAGCAUCGUCACAGCCCAGGCCAUGUACAAGGGGCUCUGGAUGGAGUGCUCCACGCAGAGCACUGGCUUGUCAAGCUGCAAAUCCUACGACUCGGUGCUCGCUCUGCCGGCGGCCUUACAGGCCACUCGAGCCCUAAUGGUGGUGUCCAUAGUGUUGGGCUUCAUCGCCAUGUUGGUCGCCACGAUGGGCAUGAAGUGUACAAACUGUGGGGGAGAUGACAAAGUGAAGAAGGCCCGUAUAGCCAUGACUGGAGGCAUCAUUUUCAUCGUGACAGGUCUUGCUGCCUUGGUAGCAUGCUCCUGGAUUGGACAUGACAUUAUCACAGAUUUUUAUAACCCCUAUACACCCACGAAUGCGAAGUACGAGUUUGGUCCUGCCAUCUUUAUUGGCUGGGCAGGGUCUGCUCUGGCCCUCCUGGGAGGUGCCCUGCUCUCUUGCUCCUGUCCUGGCAGUGAAAAUAGUGCUGUAUACCGCGCACCCCGCUCCUACCCCAAGUCCAAUUCUGCCAAGGAAUAUGUGUGAGCUGCUGGGGUGCUCAGCCUGCGUGCAAGGUGUGGGACUAAGGCCUCCUGGUCACUCCGUCCCUGAACACCAUGUACGGUUGGGGGGAGGUGCAUCUAGGGGAGGGGAGGGCUUGGGAGAAGACAAAACAUGGGGGUGUGCUUUUGUA
Messenger RNA from Peromyscus eremicus (cactus mouse), 921 nucleotides. RefSeq names its product claudin 7 (gene Cldn7). The transcript is spliced from 5 exons. Gene Ontology annotation, molecular function: structural molecule activity. The record is from RefSeq and is a predicted model, not a curated record. Gene Ontology annotation, cellular component: plasma membrane; bicellular tight junction. The coding region runs from base 141 to 773 and encodes 210 amino acids. Gene Ontology annotation, biological process: bicellular tight junction assembly; cell adhesion. NCBI's taxonomy places the organism in Eukaryota, Metazoa, Chordata, Mammalia, Rodentia, Cricetidae.